Molecule: messenger RNA, 193 nt
Organism: Durusdinium trenchii
Lineage: Eukaryota; Dinophyceae; Suessiales; Symbiodiniaceae
Source: the annotation of a GenBank genome assembly
AUGCCAAUGACCCACUCGAGCACGGAGACAGCAGCAGUCACCAAGAACAGGCGUGCGCUGGAAGAUCGUAUCUUAGGGCGUGGCUGCAGUGAGUCCUGUGCACAAAAGCUCAUUUGGUUGGAGCAAGUCCAAGAGUUUGCUUGGAUGCAGAAGCAGUUCUUGUUUGAGAUGAGUUUGAAGCGACAACAUUUGA